UCAAUACAGAGUUUUUUGAUUGCACGUGGGGCAAAUCAGAUGUAACAUUUGACUCAACACACAAGUUACCUACAUAACAAAAAUGUAUCCAAAUAGUUGAAGAGGUUUUUUUGAGUAAUGACCCCUGGUGACCCAGCAGUACAUAAAGUACUUUAAUUCUGUCACAGUCAGAGUGUGUGUGUGUGUAUGUGUGUGUGUGUGUGUGUGUGUGUGUGUGUGCAGACUUGGUGAACAUGGGGUUAAGUUUCCCUCCUCUCCUGUGCCGAUGAGCGUUGAUCCCUCAUAAUGGGAUGUGCCACCGAGUCGCUCUGCUGCUCUAAGCUGCAGCAGGUCAACAUAUUCACAGAAAGAGAGAGAGAGAGAGAGAGAGAGAGAGAGAGAGAGAGAGAGAGAGAGAGAGAGAGAGAGAGAGAGAGAGGGAGAGAGAGAGAGAGAGAGGCGGGUCUAUCUGCAGAGAGACAGAUGAGAGCUGUGGACUCUCAGCGGUCGUGAUUUCAUCGAUGAGGAGCUGACUACUGACCAGCCUCAGACUCGCGCAGAGACACACAGACAGACAGACAUGGUGACACGUGGAUAUUUGUGUUUGAGAGGAUCCACCCGCGGCCACCGGCUGGAUUAACCCGCUCUGUGCGUCGCAUGCGUCGGCAUCCCGGCUCUCCUUCUCUCUCACUCCGGCGAUGCGCUCUUUAAAGGAAACCGAGACAUCCGGAAAAACGCAUCCAUGCGCCAACACGACUAGUCCGCAUCCCGACAUGCCUCUGACAACACAAAGCCUGUCUUCAAGGAGCUCCCAGCAGCAGCAGAAGAAGAAACCAGCGCACAUGCACAUCGGCAUGGGUGCGUCAACGCGGUUAUCUCGCUCUGUGGCGUUCUGGAACGCGGUUGCUUAGCAAUGAGACAAUCUGGGAUCAUUAAGUAAGACUUGUAUUAUUGAUAUAUAACUCGACGACAUGGCUGAUCAGAGCAACAUCCAGUCCUCCGCCUCCAAGAGCAUCCGGCCUUUUAAAUCCAGCGAGGAGUACCUGUACGCCAUGAAGGAGGAUCUGGCGGAGUGGUUGAACACCCUGUAUGAUCUGGAUGUGAUCGCAGACUCCUUCAUGGACGGGUUAGGUUCCGGCUGUGCUCUCUGUCGCCAUGCCAACAACGUGAACCGCGCCGCGCAGGACUUCCAGCUGGAGCACCCGGAGGCUGCGAGCUCCAUGAAGGUGCCGUCCAAAGAUGUCGUCUUCCAGUCUCGCAAUGUGGUGCCCGGCUCCUUCCUGGCGCGGGAUAACGUGUCCAACUUCAUCAGCUGGUGCCGGCAGGAGCUGUGGAUUAAAGACGUGCUCAUGUUCGAGACCAACGACCUGGUGGAGAGGUGCAACGAGAAGAACUUCGUGCUGUGUCUGCUGGAGGUGGCGCGACGCGGCUCCAAGUUUGGCAUGUUGGCGCCCAUGUUGAUCCAGCUGGAGGAGGAGAUCGAGGAGGAGAUCCGGGACCAGGAGAGCUCGAGGAUCGAUGAUGCUGGGGAGUCGGUGGUGGUGGAGCAGCAGCCGCAGCAGCAGAAGAGUCCAGCACCCAGCAGGCUGUGCUUCAGCCGGCAGAAGGAGAGCAGCAGCAGCCAGCAGCAGAGUAGUGUGGAGGAUGAUGAAGAGGAGCCAGAGCCAGAGCCCUUCGUCUGGCCGCAGAAGAGGGUGUUAUGUGACAUGCGAAAUCUGGAUGAAUUGGUGCGUGAGAUCCUGGGCCGGUGUUCCUGUCCAGCUCAGUUUCCUAUGAUAAAGGUGUCGGAGGGGAAGUACAAAGUUGGAGACUCCAGUGCAUUGAUCUUUAUACGGGUCCUUCGUACCCAUGUGAUGGUGCGUGUUGGAGGGGGCUGGGACACAUUAGAGCACUAUUUGGACAAGCAUGACCCGUGUCGCUGCGCUGCUUUCGCCCACCGCUACCACCAGGCUAAAGCCAGCGGCCAAGGUCAGGGCGGCCAUAGCAAGUCCUCGAGCGCCCACUCCUCCCGCUCCACCAGCCCAGGCCCACACUGGCGAAACGAUGGCAUCGCACCUUACAAACCACCUGACAGGCGCUCCUUGGAGCCCCCCUCCGCUCCGUGUGCCUCCUCUUCCUCCUCAACGCGGUCCGGCCGCUCUCAGAACCCCUCCGCCCCCACCGAGCUGGACUCCGGUGCAGCACGCAAUCUGCUCCCGCGGCCGCCACGAGACCGCUCAGAACCCCGCCACUUUAAUCCUCUCAGGAAUAAGGACACAAAGUUGCCAGUGACAAGACGUCUAUCUGGAGACAGUGACUCCUCUACAACCUCCUCUAAGGGAGGAGGAGGAGGAGGAGGAGGAGGAGGGGGACGUCUUUCUCUGGGUGGUGCCUCACGGCGCUCUGGUGAUGAGGUAGUCCUGAUGGUCAAUCGCAAGGAGGGGAAGCAUGUGAUUGAGAGGCCCGGAGCUGGAGAUAAGACCCCAUCCCUGCGUACCUCACUGCCCCGCGCACGCAGCCAGUCUCGGGAACGUGCCGCUCUCGCUCCAAUACUGAAACCGAACCCGCCACAAGGAUCCGCCGAUGGAUCGCGAACAUCCCGUACAGAGAGAGGCCGCUCCCUCGGAAACGAGGGCCCGAGGAGGCUCCAUGCUCCGCGUUCCCAGAGCCAGACUAAGUUAACUAGCCGUACUCGGUCCGGUGACGCCAGCCCGGGACCCGCUUCCUGCUACAGAGACCCUCAGCCCCCACCCCCAGACAGACGAGACGACCUUCGUGCAAAACAACUGCCCCCAGCCUCUCCCAGAAUAGGUGGUGGGUUCACCAAGAGGUCGUCCUCAUGCUCUAACUCACCUGUUAAAGGGGUCCAGAACAACAACAGCAGCCCCAGCAAAAAGACUAUAACUACCCCCAGACCUCCUGCCCCUCGUUCACCCUCCCUAGGAAAAAGCAGACUUCUGCCGCCAGUCGGAGGUCGACGUUCGCCUCACUCAACUCCCCGCAACUCUCACCAUCACGCUGCCCGCUCCCCUCGGACGUCACAGGGCCCUCGCUCUGCUGGGCGAGGCCACCAUAGGAACUGGUCUGGCCUGGAGCGCCAGCAGCCCGAGGCGGAAGGACCGGGCCUCGGCUUCCAGAUGCUGCCAACGCUAGACCCUGAGAAGGAGCAGGACCUAUAUCGCAGCUUUGAGGCUGAGUUUCUGGCCAAUACCCAGAAUGCUAGAGGAGUGUCUUGUAGAGUGCCAGGAGGAGCGACGCUGCAAGGAGCUGGGACACAUCCAGUGCCAGCUGAUCCUAACGUCACUGACUCUGCCUACUCCUCCUCUAACUCCUCCAACUCCUCCCUGAAUGUGGGAGCAAAGAUAGGAGCUCUGCCUGACCUCAGGGAAUCCAAGAGAACUAAUCCCCGUCACUUCCCACUGGAGGACCCCUUAAAUUUACUUUAUGGACACAAUUCUGGAGGACCACACAACUUUGGUCAAGGAGAGCCUGAGCACUGGGGGGAGCGUGGAGGGGGUCUCAAGAAGCUCCCAGCCAUCUGUAGCUCCAUCGAGGAGAGGGUACCUCCAUCUUCUCUGCCUGGUCUUGUAGACACAGAUAGUCUGAUGAAUCAGGUCCCCUCACAGCCUGCGUUCCCCUGUAGGAAUUUGAAUGGAGACCAUGGAGGUUGUCCUCCCACAGGGGGGCUGACAGGUCAGCAGGAUCAGCUCGGCUGGGGCACAGGGCCUGAAGGAGAUGUUCCUCUGGAGAAUCACCAGCCUAACUUACCUUACGACCUAGAAAACGGUGACGGCAGCGAUGACCUCCCGCCCCCGGAGGCUUGUCCGUCACCCGUACCCCUUCCCCCCUCUGAGGACUGCUCCUUCCAGGAUUCUUCGAGUGAAACCUCCUCCAUGUGCUUCAGCCUGAGCGAAUCACGCUCAGAAACGCCCCCACCGUCUUCGCCCCUGGCCAACGGGGACACUAACGGAGAAGGGCCGCAGACUAAGAAAGGGCAAAAGAAGACAGACAGCGUUGCCCCUGUCUCUAAGCACAAACUGAGAGGCAAGAUGAGGCCUCGCACUGACAACAGGCCAGAAAACAGCCCCUCACGUAUCCCCACACCGGUCAGCUACAGAGAUCUACAGGCUCACGAUACGUUUUCCCCGAACCACACCCCACCGAUGUCCCCUCAGAGCUCGCGCUCUACCGGUCGUCCAGCCACAUGCAAGGGCCUGCACCAGGCCUUCGCCGAUAUGAUCCAUCCUCAACCACGUUGCCCAGCCAUGGGCAACAAAGAUUGCUCCUACCCUGGACAGUCAGGGAGCCUGGACACUGAAGCUUGGAUGUAGCACAGAUGACACCGGGGGGUUGUUGUCAUGAACUUUGACUACUGUGUAAAAAGACUUGAGAUUGGGCUAUAGACUGUUUUCAUUGCAUGUCUAACACUCCUUCUUUUUCACUUAGUUUCUCCCCUGCAGGGGGCUCACGUUGCUUUUAUGUUGCACUCAAGCCAAAUUAUUUAUUACCAAAGGAAUGGUCUUUAAUAUUACUUUUACUGUAAUUUUAAUGUGUGCAUGGGGAUGCUUUUGCCAAUCAUAAGGUGUUUUUUUUUGUGUGAAAUUCUCAUGGUUGAUACAGAGAGAUCGAGAGAGAGCAUAUGUGCUGCCAUGUGCCCCGCUGAGGGGCAUGGUGAAGUGCCAGGGAUUUAAAGCUGCAACUCUAUAAACAGUGUAAACACUAAACCUUUAGUCAGAUGGAUUGGCUCCCUCUUGUGGUUUGCCACAGCAUCUCUGCUUGCCUUGUUAGUCAAAGUACUGGUAUGAUGACUGUGAUAUGUUCAGUCUCUCCACAUUAGUGGUCUUCAUAUAUACUCACAUUUACAAUAUACUAAUAGGUAACAUAGACAAAGGUUCCCACAUCAUUCCUCUGACUUUAUGGACACUACAUGCACUACCAAUCUCUGUACAGUUGUAUGUUGUUAUUAAUGUCACCUCUUCACAACAACUGAUGUAGUCGAGAUAGUUUUAAAAUGCUUAAUGUGUUACAGGUUUUAAAUAUUAUGUUAAAUGCAGUAAAACAUUUUAACUUUAUUUGUACUUUUAAGUGGAUUAAUUGUAAAAAAAAAAAUAAAAAUACAAGGAGGUUGUGUCAUUGCCACUGAAACAGAAAUGUUGGGAGCUCCUCCUCUGACCAAACUGUACUCUGGAAUACAACACUACACAUAAAUACAAAAGUCAUAGGUUAGGAGAAUGAAUGUGUAAAUACAUGUUGAUGUGCUCACUAACAGACGUGGGUAUUUUGUAUAUAAAAGGCAUUGAAUAAUAUACAGAUUAAUGUACAUAUUCACUGUAAUCAGUUCUGUGCUGCCUUAGCUAUGCAAUGUUGGUGUUGGUGAAAUGCCUUGACGAUUCCCUUUGCCUUAAAAAUGUAUUAGCAGGUUAGUUUUUGAAUGUUUUUGCUCACUAAGAUCUAUUCGGUAACACUACAUUGCCAUCAUUAACUGUUUAUGAUAAUAGAAAUUGGAGAGUUUAAGUGUGGAAUUAAGUAAGGAAUAUUGCCAAUUUUAAUCUUACAUUAUAAUUGAUGUAGGUGUACAAUUCAUGAUAAAGAUGUAUAAUUUAUUGCCUCUGAAUCCUAUUAGUUGUUUUGAAAUACAAGAAGCCAGAUAACCUACUUAGCAACGAAACAACACGAUCUGUGGUGACAUCUAGUGGCUAAAGAAAGACAUGUUUUAUUCACAGUAAAAAGAGAUUCUGUUUUCUUUUUUUGGUAUGACAUGUUCUGAUGCGAAUUAGAGCCAAUAACAAUGGAAUAAUGAGGGGAUGUUUGAUGGAUGAAGAAUGACUUUGACUUGAGUGUCUGAAUGUGUGCAACAGUGCAUGAAUAAUAGAUGCUGUAACUGGAUAUUAGCGCUCUCUUGUAUGAGAGGCCACACCCCAGCGACAGUACUUCUGUUUUUUGGUAUUACACAGGUGUGGACUUUGUAAAAUAUAUUUGAAAGUGGGAAAAGUUUGACUUGUUGUCAAUUAAGAGAAGUUUGUUUUUGAUGUGUUUACAAUGGUUUUGAUAAAUCUCUCCCAGAGCAGAGAUUGUGGCGACAAUGUCAGUAAAAGAAGAAGCAACAUUUGUGGAUAACAUCUUUUUGCAGAGCACUGACACAGUAAAUGGAAAAAAAAGAGAGGAGUGUGCAUAUAUUUGUGUACAUACGGUAUGAGAAUAUGUACAGAGUUGGAGUGAAGAGGGGAGUGAUGUAGGUCUAAUUUAUUUAUUUAUGAAAUCAAGUCUCACUGGGCUCAAGUGACAUCUGUGUCCCAAGUGCUGUUAAAUGAGUGUUUAGGGCCCACUGAUGGACAAACAUCAGGCAUUUAAAGUUUAUUUUCUCAACAAGUAAAGAGACAUAAUCCAUUAGCAAUAUUGCCAGUUUAAAAACUGGUGUGAAACAGACAAACUAAACAUAUUCGGUCUCUUUUAUAUUCAGAGAUAUUAAUUAAGUAAUUUGAUUUAAUGCAACCUCUUCAUUGCUACAAAAUAAUGUAUGACGUGUCAGUAUUGUUAGAGCUACAUACGUAGCUGGUUAUCAUUUUCACCUGUAUAAACAGAGUUUUACAUUCAAUCUAAUUGUUUUAAAUUGAAAUUAGUUUCGGCUUAUUUGAAGACAUUUGCAUUUUGAUCAACUGGUGUUUAAAAUCAACCAGUUAUGUGAACUGUGACUUCAUGCAAACAUUUCGUUAUCAAUCACAGAAAGAGUGAUUGUCCUCAUAAUCUUGCACAACUUUGCAAAUUUCAUGAAUCUCUCUCUCUCCUUCUCUCUUUCCCUAAUCAGCGAAAUCUGAAUGUUCAUGAUUUGACAAUUUCUCGUCUGCUAAUGUUAUUUUCACUAAAACUUGUGUUAAAUGUACAGAUUGCUUGACAUUGUGGAACUUGUAUGUAUGAAAUAGCAAUACUGCAACAUUUCACAGUUUUUUUGAAGUUGAAAAUGCUGUCAAGUUGUUCUUGUAAUAAAUAUUUUCCUCUGAAGUUUGUGAAUUAUCUCUGAUCAAUUUUUCAUUUAGGUUUUGGCCACACACAGCGGUGUGCAGAACCGACAGGGUUUGGAUUUGGAUGAAGUUGUGAAGUGCCUGUUUGAGAAAUCCAAAAUGUGAACAUGGAUAAUGACAAUAGUAUUCUUCAUGCACAAUGUGAUUUACUAACUUUUUGUACAUUAAUUUUUGUUGUAUAAGAUGCAAGACACUGUGUGUAAUCCCCCCAUUUGUCCAGUUGACUAAUAUCUGAUGAUCUCUUUGUGCAGAUUUUGCUCCCAGAAGUGAAAAAAUGCAACAAAACUGAAUGCCCUAUACGAUGCCGUGUCUUGGAGUAUGUGCAGAAUGGGAAUACUGAAUACUGUUUUCCUUAAAAAUCAUCAUCUCCCCAUUUGUUGGGAAGAUAAUGCAAUUUUUAGUGAUUUGACCUAUACUUAGACAGUUUAUUUGGUAAAAUAACCAAAUUAAAAUGAAUGUUGUCUAAUGCAACAAUCAUA
Messenger RNA from Sebastes umbrosus (honeycomb rockfish), 7456 nucleotides. It is a transcript of the gene gas2l1, whose product is annotated as growth arrest-specific 2 like 1. The record is from RefSeq and is a predicted model, not a curated record. Gene Ontology annotation, biological process: microtubule bundle formation; protein localization to microtubule plus-end; actin crosslink formation. Gene Ontology annotation, cellular component: microtubule plus-end; actin filament; cytoplasm. NCBI's taxonomy places the organism in Eukaryota, Metazoa, Chordata, Actinopteri, Perciformes, Sebastidae. The transcript is spliced from 5 exons. Gene Ontology annotation, molecular function: microtubule binding; actin filament binding; cytoskeletal adaptor activity. The coding region runs from base 951 to 4289 and encodes 1112 amino acids.